Penicillium riverlandense is the source of this 717-nucleotide messenger RNA. RefSeq lists its product as uncharacterized. The transcript is spliced from 4 exons. Lineage: Eukaryota; Fungi; Ascomycota; Eurotiomycetes; Eurotiales; Aspergillaceae. The record is from RefSeq and is a predicted model, not a curated record. The coding region runs from base 1 to 717 and encodes 238 amino acids.
AUGGACGAAAUGGAGUUCCUUCCCAAGAUGAAUGGCAAAAAGAUCAAUACACCCACCACGAAGCCCUCGGGGUCUGCUCCUACCAUCCCCGAACGGGACUGGAUCAUCCUCGAAAAGCUGAGUGCCUGCAACGAGAACCAGCUUGCCUAUAUGCGCAUCUACAAACAGAUUCCUCUAGAUGGUACUCGCCUUGACAAUCAAAGUGUCCGUCAGUCCCAGGCUCAUGGGCCACGAAAGCAUGUGGAGCUCGAGGCCUUCAAGGGACUCACAGAGACAGGGCGCACUGCCACUCCCAAACUCCUUGGAUAUCGAAUCGGCACGCAAGACGCAGACGACCUUGUCCCCGGCGGAUAUAUCAUCUUCCUUGUAUGGGAAAAGGUCCAAGGAGAGCCGCUAGAUGAGGAGUAUUUCUGGAGUUUUCCUUACAACAAGCGGAGGCUCAUCCGUGACAACUUCAAAAAAGCCUUCGAGGAAGUUCUGAGUUCUGGGUACAAGCCGGUCUUGUCGUCCUCUUCAAAGAUCAUACUCAACAAGGACACAAGUGAUGUCAAAAUCUCCGGUUUCAGUCAGGCUGCCCGCAUCGACACAGAUACGAAAUGGAAAGACAACUACUUCGUUAUUUUUUCUCUGGUCCUAGAUGACUACAAGCAGGACAAGUACCUUCCCAAUAUGGCGACGGAUCUCCAAGUUGACCAACACACUGGCUGGAGGUGGUGA